UCGUAUUGUCUUACCCGUCGAACCCGCAUAGAGCGCAACGCCACAUUUCUCGUACAAGCAUUCUGUCCCCCCUGAGCGGCUCUCCGGAGUUUCGCCUGUUCAUUUUCCUGAUGCGGUAAAGCUCAGGCACAAAGUGGAUUACUAACGGUCGCGGCCAAGCCUCUCCCGGAAGUAAGUAAACAUGACAUCAGAGAAUGGAGAAUACGAGGAAAACAGGAACAGGUGAUUUAUUUUGGGGAUUGGAUUGUUCGUUGCGGUCCGACGUUACAUUUCUGUUUUGCCGCUGCAUGGUAGUGGAGCUCUGGAGAUAGUCAACUCAACUAUCAACAUCCAAUUCCCCGAACUCAUACACUAAUAAACCAACAACACUCGCUUCAUAUUCUCUCACACCCAAACAAACCCAUCAAAAUGCACUACCAAACCCUCCUCCUCGCCACCCUGGCAUCCACCACCCUCGCCAACCCCCUCCUCACCUCCCGCCAAUCCAGCACCUGCGACCAACAACGUCUAACCUGCGGCGCCGCCCCAGGCGCAAAUCAAUCCCUCUGCGCCUCCCAAAAGUCCGCCUGCGACGCCUGUGAAGCCGCCUACGAAGCCUACAUCACUUCCCCCAACUCCAACAAAUCACUCGCCGCAUCCCUCCGCAACGAAUGUUUCGCCGCCUCAACCGUCGGAGAUGGAACGGGUGUUAGUGCUAUAAUCUCCAGCUUGACUGUUGCGGGAACUACGCCGACUUCGACAGCUUCUGUGGUGGUUUCUACGGCUGCUUCGGCGCCUGCUACUACUACCACUGCGGCGGGAACUUGUGAUCAGCAGAGACUGGAGUGUGGAUCUGCUCCUGGUGCUAACCAGUCACUGUGUGCUGUUCAGAAGAACUCUUGUGAUGCCUGUGAGGCUGCUUAUGAGGCUUAUGUUACCUCUCCAGGGUCCAACAAGUCUUUCGCUGCGUCUUUGAGAGCUGAGUGUUUCGCUGCUUCGAAGCAGGGAACUGGUGAGGCUGUUGCUCCAAUUAUCAGCUCUUUCAGUGCUGCUCAAGCGGGUGGUGCUACUGCUACUUCUUCUACCGGUAUGUUCAACUUCUCUUGAGGAAUGAUUUUGGAAACGUUUGCUAAUGAGGAUUAUAGGAGGUUCUUCAUACCCCGUUGCAUCGACCACGGCGUCUUACCCAGCGUCCACAGCUACCACUACUCUCAUCAAUCCAGUCAUUACAUCUUCUCACCCAGCCGCAACCCACUCAACUGGUUCAGGUGCUGGCAAUGUCACUGCCGUUCCCUCUCCUGUACCAACCACUGUUGAUGGUGCUGCUGGUGCAUUGAAGCCAUUUGGAGUUAUGGGACUGUUGUUAUUGGGUGCUGCCAUGGUUUUGUAGACAAUGUGGCGAUGAAUUUGGGUUAUGAGGAGCUGUAUCUGUAGUUGUAGACAUUUUUCCGAAGUGAUAAUUUUGAGAUGGAGUGGGGAAUUCUUGAACCUAGCAAUAAUAUUCAAAGAGAUUUUGAAAGUGUCUCCCUACACUUGAUA
Molecule: messenger RNA, 1518 nt
Organism: Cadophora gregata
Lineage: Eukaryota; Fungi; Ascomycota; Leotiomycetes; Helotiales; Ploettnerulaceae
Exons: 2
Coding region: 409-1086 (225 amino acids)
Source: RefSeq, a predicted model, not a curated record